Messenger RNA from Apiotrichum porosum, 414 nucleotides. RefSeq lists its product as uncharacterized. NCBI's taxonomy places the organism in Eukaryota, Fungi, Basidiomycota, Tremellomycetes, Trichosporonales, Trichosporonaceae. Bases 1 to 414 code for a protein of 137 amino acids. The transcript has 3 exons. The record is from RefSeq and is a predicted model, not a curated record.
AUGCCUACCACCUCCACCACCUCUGCCCAGUCAGGCAACCGUGUCAAGAUUCCUCCCGCCACCUCCCCUCGCUCUGCCACCCAGGUCAAGACCGUCUUCAAGGGCUGCGGCACGGACCAGUUUACCAUCGUUCUUGUUGGAGAGUGCAGCAAGCUCCAGACGCAAGCCGGGGCCCUCGGCGCAACCAUCGGCGAUGUCGCCCAAAAGCCCGGGUUGAUCGUCCUCGACCAGGUGCCCGGGCUGCACACCGUCGACGGCUCGCCCCUCCCAGACCCCCGUCUUGCGGCCAACCAAAUCAACCCCGUCCCCAUCGACGACUACCUGAUCGACCUGCCGCCUCACCACAGCGAGGUCAAGAACAGGAGCAAGAAGGGCAAGCACAGCAAGAAGCCCGAGACUGUCAAGUACACAUAG